Messenger RNA from Coniophora puteana RWD-64-598 SS2, 2177 nucleotides. RefSeq lists its product as uncharacterized. The record is from RefSeq and is a predicted model, not a curated record. Bases 243 to 2009 code for a protein of 588 amino acids. NCBI's taxonomy places the organism in Eukaryota, Fungi, Basidiomycota, Agaricomycetes, Boletales, Coniophoraceae. The transcript is spliced from 7 exons.
GUCCUCACUCAAGAGAGGGCGAGUCCUUUGCUUGGUCCUCUUAUCCACAGGAUAUGUUCGGACGCUCCAUCGCUGACAUCAGGACAAAACCCUAGUGACCCAGUACUAGUCCAGCUUGAACGUUGAACCCUAGUCCGGUCCACGCGCUAGCAGGCGUCUACUCGCCAGGUGCUUUCUGCGCUGCCUCCUCUCCAAUCCCAUUAAACGCUCGUUUGCCACGGGGCGUCUUGCUGUAGACCACCAUGGCCGAUUCUCCCGCUACUCCUCCCCCUGACCUCCAGUACAUGCGCCGCACCCAGUCCCUCGGCGAUCUCCCCUCUCAGACCGUGCAACACCCAAGUCGCGCCCGCGUGUCAGGCUCGCACCGCCCCUCGGAGCAGCUCAGCAGGGUUUCGGGGCCUCAUUCGACCGGCGUACAUACGCUCUCGGAAGGAAGCCACGCGGAUUGGUCGACAGCCGAGUCCCCUCAAGCAAUAAAUGGUUUGGAAAAUGGGCAUGGAGAAAGUGCAGCUGCGUCGAUAUCUAGUCAGCAGCCAUGGCGCUCCAGGCUGAAGACGUUCUUUGGGUAUGGUCCACAUGCCACCAAGACGCGCAAAGCGCUUGUGUCAUUGUGUGGCAAUCUCGCCUAUGGUAUACUGCAAGUCAUUGGCAUCAUUGUCGUGCUGAGCGUGGCUUCUGUCGUCAAAAGCCCAAAAUCUGAUCGAUACCAAAUAAGCACCUGCGACCGACCACUUGUGGCUUGGAAUUGCAUCUGGAUAGCAAGGGUGUGCCUAUCGUGUGUUCUUUCGUAUUGGAAUUACCUGCGGAUGCGUGCUUCGGAUGGCCCAUCAGUCGAUAUCGAGUCCCCUCGCCCCCCUGACGAGCCUAUCAGCACGAGCGCUCGCCGACAAGCGUCCAGACGAUCAAACUCUAGUCCUGGCACAUCUGCACCUGCACCUUCCCGUCGCUCGGAAGCUGGAAACCAGUCAGCUCCAAAUCUCCCUCAUUCUCAGCUUUACGCGCGCCUCUCCUUGCUCUCCUCCAUGCUCACUCUAACAUGGUUUCUCACCGCUCACAUUCUGGAGUACACAUCAAUCGAGUCCUGCCGAUUGUCUUCUCCCCUGGUUUGGUGGCUCACAUUCGGCGUCCUUUGUACAAUGUAUAUCGUAGUCAUGGAGGUUAUCUUGUUCGGUCUCCUGGUGUUCAUGAUUCUUCCCUUCAUUAUGUUAUUCUACAGCAUCGUCCUACUCUGCUUGGGGCGACACCCCUUGCAAAAUCCGCACUACAUAAAGCCCGAAAUUGGGAAGCUGCCCAAGGCGCUCGUCGACCGCAUCCCACUCGUAAUCUACAUCCCCACACCACCUGACGACAGCGCGUACUCGCACACGCUAGCUCUGCCGAAACCGGCGCAUUCGUACCCGCCAAAACCACAAGGAAAGGCACUGCCUAGGAGACGUUUUGCAUUUUUGCGGAGGGCAACGAAAAAGGACAAGGCUGGCAACCCCCUCGUCGGCGACGGGAAGAAGGCGCCAAAGGACAAGGAGUCAAAGGGCGCGAGCGAGGAGGAGACAUGGGAGGACUUGUGGGAGGCGGCCGAGUACCCGUUCGUCCGGCUCGAAGGGAACCGCGCGGUCUGUGCGAUUUGCCUGAUGGACUUCGAAGAGCCGAAGCGGGUAGGAAAAGCGGACAAGGAGGCCGAGGCUGGAGCCGAAACGGGAGCUGAGGGAGAGGGCACGCUCGUACCCGCCGGUCAGGAGCCUACUACGGAGGGCGAGGUGCAUAUUCCCGUGGAGCGGAUUACUGAGGAGGAAAGGGAUGUGCCGCGGCUGGAGGAUGCUGGAGAGGGACCGCAGCCGUUGCGGUUGCUUGCGUGUGGACAUGUUUUCCACAAAACUUGCAUCGAUCCGUGGCUGACCGAUGUGUCGGGGCGCUGCCCGGUCUGCCAGCGUCCGGUCGAGAUCGAGGAGGACGAGAAGAAGUCGAAGCGGCGGCGGCGGCCUCGUCCGCCCCCCGAGGCUGAGGAGCCCUGAUUGGCCGAGUCCUCGUGGGCUCGGAGUGCUGCAUGGGACGAUGUUUUGUGAAUUUUCUGUUUUCGACUCUCGUGUCUGCUAUGAUGAUGAUGAUGACGUUUGCAAAUUCAAUGUGUAACAUAGUGCAUUCUAAGAUUCGGAACAAUAUUUGACGAUAUGUGGUUCGGG